Oryzias melastigma (Indian medaka) is the source of this 1961-nucleotide messenger RNA. RefSeq lists its product as uncharacterized. Gene Ontology annotation, cellular component: membrane. Gene Ontology annotation, molecular function: G protein-coupled receptor activity. The coding region runs from base 159 to 1244 and encodes 361 amino acids. Gene Ontology annotation, biological process: immune response; G protein-coupled receptor signaling pathway. Lineage: Eukaryota; Metazoa; Chordata; Actinopteri; Beloniformes; Adrianichthyidae. The transcript has a single exon. The record is from RefSeq and is a predicted model, not a curated record.
AAUCAACAUGUGUGAGUCAAGCUUAGUCUCAUAAAAGCGUGUGAAGCAAUGCUGUAUUCCUGUGUGGUCUGAGCAUAAACGAGAAGUGAAGACUUCCCUUUGAAUACAUCUGUUGUUCUUGCCAUUCAGACACCACAGUCAGCAUUUAAACUUGCAGCAUGAGCAUCUCCGAUGAGCGCGUUCCCUCAGAGACGAUGGCCACUAGGGAGUUAGAUGGUGGGACAGUAGGGGCUUGCGUGAUCUUGGGUUUGUCCUUCUUGGUUGGGGCUCCCGGGAACGUGUUUGUGAUCUGGACAAUCUUGAGGCACGUUAAGCAGCGCUCUCACACCGUGGUGACCAUCCUGCACCUGGCCGCUGCAGAUUUGCUGGUCCUCGUCACUCUGCCGCUGUGGAUCUACUCGUUGGCGCACUCGUGGGUCUUUGGGGAAGCCUGCUGCAAAGCCAUGGUGUUUGUGAUCAACGCCUGUAUGUACAGCAGUGUUUUCAUCAUAACGCUUAUGAGUUUGGAGCGUUUUGUUGCUGUGCGUUACCCCUUUGCGUCAGUUAACUGGAAGAAAAAAAAAGCAAUGAACAAAGUUCUUUUGGCUGUUUGGACUGUAUCGUUCUUGUUCAGCAUACCUGUCAUCCCAACUCAGAUAGUCGAUACGGAUCUUGGACAGGAGCAGUGUCUGUACCGCAAUUACACCUCCACAACUCAAGAGCUUCUGUGUCUGCUGCUUGAGACAGUGUUGGGUUACAUUUUACCCUUCUCCAUCCUUGUGAUCUGCUAUGGCUGCCUGUGCAGCCGCAUCACUCAGAUGACUUUCAGGUCGAAACGCAAGUCCACCGUGGUGAUCGGAAGCAUUGUGAUCGCGUUUGGCAUCUGUUGGACACCCUACCACAUUGGAAAUCUUCUGUCGCUCGUCAUCCUGGCCAUGCAGGAUUCCUACAAAGAUGCAGCGGAUAAUCUGGAGAACAUCAGGAGCACAAUGGCAACCAUUGCAGGAGCCUUGGUCUUCAUCAGCAGCACUAUCAACCCCAUCCUCUAUAUGUUUGCAGCUCGCUCAUUCAGAGAAUCCCUGCGUGAAACUGGCAUCCAGAAGCUCUUCCGUCACAUCUCCAGCACCUCCCCAGGUGAGGGCAACAGGGAGGUGUCCUUUGUGACCAAGAAGCACAGCAACCAGUCUGAAACCUCACAGUGUGUGGUCGAUUCAAAUGUCCAAAUGGAUGUUUUGUUGAAAAUGUGCGAAGAUGCACCAUCCUGAUGCUGAAAUUAUAUGAAAGCGUUAUUGGUGUUCUCUUUGUGACAACAUAUUUAUUAUACGAUAUUGGCUCUACUUUCCUAUUUAAAGCAAAACAGCUUUUUUCAUUUCUUUAAUGCCAAGAAAGCGUGUUACUCUGAUUACAUAACUGAGGUGUUUUGUUGCUUGUGGAAACAAAAGUGCUUCUUUUUUUGCCGUCAUUCCUCACCACUUCUCAUUUUCCACACUUAUGUGGCAAUGACCUUUUUCUUGCAUAACUCGUCUGUUCCACACCUUAAAGACAUGUGAAUGUGUUGACCAUUUUUGCACUUAGAUAUCCUUAAAGUUUGUUCUGUUCAUGUAUUGUUUUUUUAACGAAAAGUUAGCAGUCAGAUAAAAUAUAAAAUAUAGAUUUGUCUAAAGUUGUCUUGUUGCAAUAACACAAAAUCCAAGGUUUCCACUUCCUCUCCACACGGAGAUUGCCAAAUAAAAAAAAGACGUACAUUUCUGUCAUGGGGCUGCAAAAAGAGGAAUUGAGCCCAAGUUUUUGUCUUCUAACUUAAAGCAGAGUCUUAGAAUGAGGUCAUUGUUCUUCUUGCACUUUUAUUCAACUAUGUAUAUACAAACAUAUUUAUAUGUGUACGGGUUGUUUUUGAUCAUUAAAUUGGGCCAACUUCUGUUGAAGUUCAAUGCUGACCCAAUCAACUUACAUAAAAAUCAAUAAAUAUUGCUUACCUGACA